Miscanthus lutarioriparius is the source of this 879-nucleotide messenger RNA. The record is from the annotation of a GenBank genome assembly. NCBI's taxonomy places the organism in Eukaryota, Viridiplantae, Streptophyta, Magnoliopsida, Poales, Poaceae.
AUGUCGAAGAAGGACGUGGCCAUCGAGACGGCGGAGGCGGAGGCCGCCGCGAAGGCGCCGUACUGGGAUCCGCCGCCGGCCCCGCUGCUGGACACGAGCGAGCUGAAGAAGUGGUCCCUGUACCGCGCGCUCAUCGCCGAGUUCAUGGCCACCCUCAUCUUCCUCUACGUGAGCGUCGCGACCGUCAUCGGGUACAAGAACCAGUCCAAGGCCGAAGCGUGCACCGGCGUCGGCGCCCUCGGCAUCGCCUGGUCCUUCGGCGCCACCAUCUUCAUCCUCGUCUACUGCACCGGCGGUAUCUCAGGUGGGCACAUCAACCCGGCCGUGACGUUCGGGCUGUUCGUGGGGCGGAAGCUGUCGCUGGCGCGCACCCUGCUGUACAUCGUGGCGCAGUGCCUGGGCGCCAUCUGCGGCGUGGGCAUCGUGAAGGGGAUCAUGAAGCACCCCUACAACCAGCUCGGCGGCGGCGCCAACGGGGUGGCCACGGGUCCCUCCGACGGGGUGGCCACGGGCUACUCCGUCGGGGGCGCCCUCGCCGCCGAGAUCGUCGGCACGUUCAUCCUCGUGUACACCGUCUUCUCCGCCACCGACCCCAAGCGCACGGCGCGCGACUCCUUCAUCCCCGUGCUUGUUCCGCUGCCGAUUGGGUUCGCGGUGUUCGUGGUUCACCUGGCGACCAUUCCCAUCACCGGCACCGGCAUCAACCCGGCCAGGAGCCUCGGCGCCGCCGUCGUGCACGAAGCAUGGAAAGACCAUUGGAUCUUCUGGGUUGGGCCGCUGAUCGGGGCGACGGUGGCGGCGUUGUACCACAAGCUCGUGCUGCGCGGGGAGGCCGUCAAGGCGCUCGGCUCCUUCAGGAGCACCAGCGCCACGGUGUGA